Molecule: messenger RNA, 1722 nt
Organism: Durusdinium trenchii
Lineage: Eukaryota; Dinophyceae; Suessiales; Symbiodiniaceae
Source: the annotation of a GenBank genome assembly
AUGCUGGCCUUCUCCCACGUUCAUCCGGAGAGUGGCUCCGACCAAGAGCCGGUGCAGAAUCGUGGCUGUCCGCAUGUGAAGAAGACCUUGGGCGUGAUUGGAUUUCUCUUGGUAGUCUUUGGGCUAGCUUCGAUGCGCUUCUCCAACGAGUGCAUCAAUUUGAAAAGCUUGCAGGGGAAAACCGAGCUGAAUGAUCGCAGUCUAGCAGAGAGCACUGUCUUGAAGGCCAUGAAGCAAGCUGGGCACAAUGCACAAAAGGAUUGGGAGACACAUCACGUUCGCAAACUUGACACCCUUGCAGUUCUGAAAGAGCGCCAAGCAAUCAAGGACUUCCGCCGUGGACAGCACAGUAAGGAAGCCGGGCAUGCAGAAUGUGCUUUCAACAUUCUGGAGGCUUUUGUUUCUGUCGUCGGCAUGGGGGAUGACAUCAAUGGCAUCAUCCGAACGUGCCCUCCACCUCGUGACGGCGAGUCCGAAUUGGCUUGUCAGGUGGAUUCGUCCAUCUUGGUAGCUUGGGUGGGAAAUGCUGCUGCAAAGAUUUCUCUGGCAGCUUCCAACUGCGCUUUGACCCUUAACGUGGACUCAGUGUGUGCAGCAGGGGUCAGUGGCUUGUUGUCCGCCUUCGGAGAGAUUGCCGCUGGUGCUUGUUUGAGUGGUGCUGUGUGCACACCAACCCCUCCUUCGGUGUCUACGAGCCAAAUCAGUGUCUUGGGCGACCAUACUGUGCGAACCGGCCGCAGGCUUUUGAUCGGCCAGGGACCUGUUGGCAAUGGUGUGCAGUGUGGCGUAGAUGUUGGUAUGGUGGCUGCCAACAUUGCAAACAUGGGACUUGCCAUCAACAAAGCGGUGAAUGUAAACCGCUGCGGCAAGUUUGCGACUGAAAAGAAUCCAUUGAAUGUCUUGAAGGGAAUUCCUGCUGCGCUUUGUGUGGUGGACAUUGCAGGAGCAGUGGCAUACAUUGGUGAGGUUGUGACAUUCAUCAAUCUGGUUGUGGUUCAGUGCCAAGACUUCCUGGAUGUGAGUGCUCUUUGUGGCGUUUCCAUUUCUGCUAUUACCACAGGUGCUGCUGCCAUCGCUGCGUACGGAGGAGCGGUGCAUGCCGCUUGCCGCUACAACCAUUUGUUGAAGACUCCGAAAGCUUUGGCCAAGAUCAACGAACUUUGGACCCUCCCAGAUCCUUUGCAUAGACGCUUGGAAGAGGAGCAGCUAGCACCUGAAGAGCAACCAUCCUUGGAGGAGAGCUUGAAAACAAUCAGCGAGAACCGCAUAAGCUUGGAGGAACACCUUGGGCACUUUGGGAUGAACAUCUCUGACAAGUUCACAUAUAGCCAGGCAGACAAGGAGAGGUUCUUGUAUUUGAUGGAAGGUGGACUUGAUGAGAAGUCACGUGCUGCUGAUCCGUUCUUUCAGGAAUGUUAGUUCCUGCUGUGCGGGUACAACACAAGUAAGGAACCAGGCUAGCAUGUUGUCGGGCGUCUUUUUGCUAGACUCACCCAUGAUGGGUGAUCCAAAGCUGGCAGAAAGCAUUUUGCUAGUCUAGUUGCUUGCUCUAAUUUUGGGUGGGCCUUUUCCCACCAAUUCAGCUUAUGGACUCACCUAUCACGAGUGAUCCAAAGCUUGCAGACAUCAUUCUGCAAAUUUAUAGCGGUCCAAUGUUUGCCGCGCGAUAUAUAUAUGGUUGAUGUUUUUUAGAUCUAUGGGAUUUAGAUGGAAAUUAGUAAA